Molecule: messenger RNA, 372 nt
Organism: Helicoverpa armigera (cotton bollworm)
Lineage: Eukaryota; Metazoa; Arthropoda; Insecta; Lepidoptera; Noctuidae
Product: single-stranded DNA-binding protein
Exons: 2
Coding region: 1-372 (123 amino acids)
Source: RefSeq, a predicted model, not a curated record
AUGUUCGGCUUUGGAGGUUGCGGUGGAUUCGGUGGAAGCCAAGGCUUCGGUGGUCAUCAGGGCUUCGGCGGAGGCUUUGGCGGCCAGAACUUUGGAGGCUUCAGCCAAGGCAUGCAAGGAGGUAUGCAAGGUGGAUUCAGGCCCUCGAUGCCGGGCCAAGGCGGGUUCGGCGGAGGACAGCAAUUCAGUAGUGGCGGAUUUAGUGGCAACCAAGGUUUCGGCAGCAAUAUGCAAGGCAUGCAGAACGGCAUGCAAGCAUCACGCCAAGGUCAGGGUCAAGCCCAGGGCCAGAGCGGCUACAGCAGUCAGCAAGGAGGCUACGGCGGCCAACCCGGGUACGGCGGCGGCUACCAAGGCGGAUACGGUCAAUAG